Messenger RNA from Branchiostoma belcheri (Belcher's lancelet), 2692 nucleotides. Its product is annotated as prolyl 4-hydroxylase subunit alpha-3-like. Gene Ontology annotation, cellular component: endoplasmic reticulum. Gene Ontology annotation, molecular function: procollagen-proline 4-dioxygenase activity; L-ascorbic acid binding; iron ion binding. The coding region runs from base 566 to 1858 and encodes 430 amino acids. The record is from RefSeq and is a predicted model, not a curated record. The transcript is spliced from 12 exons. Gene Ontology annotation, biological process: peptidyl-proline hydroxylation to 4-hydroxy-L-proline. NCBI's taxonomy places the organism in Eukaryota, Metazoa, Chordata, Leptocardii, Amphioxiformes, Branchiostomatidae.
UAGAAUGUCUGACGGUUUAUAAACAUAUGGAACGAUUUGCUUAGUUGCAGCUGUGGACCUGUUUAUAACUUGUAGUGAUGCAAUAUGAACAUACGGACCAAUUUAACCCUCGGAGUGUCACACGCAAGAAGAAAGCUGUCACCAUAAUUACCUUCGGUAACAUGUGUCCUCCAAUCGGUUCAUUAGUACCGUGGCCGACAGGGACAUUCGAUUUUCUACACCCCUGCUUUAUCUUCUCGGCACCUCUGUUUUAGCUGCGACACACAUAUAACCGUUGGAUCCUAAUUAUUGUAAGACCUGAGACCGGAAACACAACAUUUUCCUAGGCCUUAGCUGCUUCUAAGACGUGCUUGUCAGGUAGCUAAGGCUGGGGUACAGAAACUAGUACCUAUUGUCUACUGUACAUCAGACAUUUUCGCCUUAGGGCAUUCACUUAAACUAAGAUCAAUACAUUUCUCUACGGUGCAUCAUUACAUGUAGAUAACGCCAUGUCCCUACCACAUGACACCACGUCACAAAGACUGUGUACCAGCUGUUAUCUGCCUUAGGGUAGAGACAUCCACGUAUGUACAGCAAGAGCCACGUAGAGGCACUAUACAGGUCUGCAAUGAGAAAAAAAAUGGACGUAGUUACAGUUUUUGUUAGCCUUUCCUGGUUAUUGUUAUGGCUGUGCCCCUUGAAAGUAUCUUCAGAGAUGUACUCGUCUAUGUCCCGUCUUGAGAAGUUGGUGGCUGUGGAGGAGAAACUGGUUGAAAUGUCGAAAGAGUUUCUGAAGGAGGAGAAACAUCGACUACAGUCAUUAGAAAGUUUUGUAGAGACAGCAGAGCAGCAGCUGCAAAUGAGCAUGAACAAGUCCAUGUCCCUGGUGCACCACCCGGUCGGAGCGUACCUACUGGUGAAGAGACUGAGCUCGGACUGGUUACAACAAGUCAAGAGCGUCUACCAGCCUCUCACAGAUUACGUGAACAGAUACAACAGCGAGUAUCACGGACAGCUUCCCACGGCCGAGGACGCCCAUUGGUCCGCACAUGCCAUUCUCAGGCUGCAGGAAGUUUACCAGCUGGACAUACGUAAUAUCAUCAGUGGCCAGAUGGAGCUAGGACUCAAAACGAACGACAAUGUAUCUGCCUCUGCGGAGCAGAAUGCUUUGCGGUUGAAGAGAGGGGACGUGUUCGAGAUAGCCAAGGGUGCGUACAGGAACAACGACUACAGCAGCGCCAUCAAGUGGCUGAACGAGUCACUGCAGAUGAUGGAGGAGGAGGAGGAGCCAGUCAAGAACAAAGAGACUCCAGCUGAGGGUGAUGCCCUGCAGUAUCUCGGAUACUCUCUAUACAAGAUGUUUCGCUCCAGGAUUGGAAACUCCAUAAGUGAAGUUGAGAGCCACAUUCGAAUCAGCCAACAGGCGUGGCUGCAUGACAAGGAUGAUGAGGUUGUAGCUCGCGUGAGCAGACGGAUCGGUCUCUUCACCGGUCUCAACACCAGCCCCACAUCCACAGAACUACUCCAGGUGCUGAAUUAUGGACUAGGAGGGCAGUACGAGCCUCAUCAUGACUACAUGACCGCCGAGGAGAAAAUGUGGGGGACGAUAUUGGGCAACAGAAUGGCAACUUUCCUGUUGUAUCUGAACGGCGUCACGGCUGGAGGAGCCACCGUUUUCCCAGUCGUCAAUGUUACGGUUCCAGUCGUGAAGAAUGCCGGAUUGUUGUUUAUGGAUCUUCUUCGGUCGGGAAGGGGCGACGAGAACAGCCUACAUGCAGGGUGUCCCGUCGUCAUCGGGUCCAAAUGGAUUGCCAACAAAUGGAUACACGAAGGCGGAAAUGAGUUCCGAAGAAAAUGCGGCCUCAACCCGAACGAGUGACUAACUCUCUACGAUACCCUCGGCGUCCUAUAAGGGACCAUAAAACUAAAUAACUGUUUAGAAAGGGUGACGAUAUUAUAGCAGGUUUGCCGCAGAGAACACCUUCCAAUUUUUCUUAACCAUUUGACAUAGUCAUCGAUGUUUUCGUAUUUUAGGAGAUGAUUUUCAUUUUAAUGUCAGCCAUUAGUCUGAUAGCCAAGACAUCCCUAAGGAGGGCGGUAACUAAAUUGAUGUGGUAGAUAGCUAUUGGGUUGACAAGGAAGUGAUAAAAGUUUGAGACUCAUUUGGACAGUGGGUAGUGUGUGAUAGCUUAAGGAAUGAACUCAGUAACAGUACAGGACCUGGUAUUUUCUAACAUUGCCGCUAAUGAGAAAAUCCUACACUCAAUGAUAUAAGCCUUCUAGUCAUGGCUCAUAUACCUCAGCGAGUCAAAAGUAUUAGAAAUACAAAUAAUGCCUAGAUAUUAAUUGUAUAAAUGAUAGGUAAAAAUUUUUGGCGGAGGUAUGGGAUCCCUGAAUUCUAGUCUAGUGCGGCAUAUUUUUGCAAAAGCACAUCUCCCUGGUUCUAUCUGUACACUAUCCAAAAGUAAUGAAUGAAUGAUUGCAUAAAUGAAUGAAUGAAGCUUUAUUUGUUUAUGUUCCUUGCGCUUUAUGCGCCCAGCCCGUAUGGGCUUAUAAGACAGAGCUGAAAUACAGAGCAAAUAUGAGUCUUUAGGAUAGAAACCGCAGCAAAGUUUUAAACAAGUUUGCGGAGCGGGCUAAGAUAUAUCUUCCCGUAAAAUGAAACACACACACACACACACACACACACACACACACACACAUAUGCAAGCAA